ACUUACUGUUAGAACAAAAUAGUACAAUAUUACCAGAUAUUAACAACAGUAGGAAUUAUGCAAGGAACACUGCCUUACGCCUUGGCUGCUCACGGACAUUCCGGAGUGGCUGGGAUCGGCGAUGCGCUUAUCCACGAUGCCACAGAUAAUAGCUUCAACAAGAAGAGCGUUGACCGCAGGAGCAGAGUCACUGGUCAAAACAGAGAGGAUGUUGGGAUAUCAAACGUCUCUAUGGAGCUUGCUGGAAGUGGAGUGAGCGGCAACUCCGAGUGGGUUCUCUUCAGCCCCUACGAUGAGGGAGAAGAAGAGGAAGAGGAGGAGUACGAUGCUGCUGAAACAGGAAGCAUCUUAAGCACACGAUUAUCCUCAUUCCAGUCUCCAAUCAAAAAUAGGCGCUCCAGCUCAUUUGAAACCACAGGGUACGUGAUUAGCGAUUUUGGCUACAGUUUAAAGUCGGGAUAUGUUACCGACGAGGGUAAGAAUUCGGUUACCGAUAACGGAGUUGAAGACGCUGACGAAGGGUAUGAUGACGAAGACUAUGAAGACGAUGAAGAAGAAGAUGAUGAGGAUGAUGAGGAUGGAGAUGAUGAUGAGGAUUCGCUAGCAGGUGAUGUCAGAAGCGGAAUUAAGGACAUGCAACGAUCAAGGCUUGACGAAAUAGAAAGCAAGAAGCAUGACGAACUAGUCAGCAAAAUAAACACGUGGAAGCACAGUGUCAAGACGGUGAAUGGAGUGACUCCGAAGGUUGACGGUAGGUUGACAAUGGGAAAUGAGAAGAAAAGAGAGGUGAAAGCGGAAAAAAGAUUCACGAGUGUGAAAGAACACAAGGCAAGGGAAAGUGAGAUUCGGGUCUUCAAGAGUGCCGCCAGCCGCCUCUGCAGCUCUCUAAAGAAAGAAAGGUUAGUGGAGCAUGAAGGCAUUUUUAUGAACAACCCCGAGCUAGAGUCCUGUGUUCCUGGCUAUUGGAAGAGAAUGAUGUUGGAUAAUCUGAUACAGUACAAUGCGGAGCCGGGAGCUGCUUCAGUGGGUUAUAAUAUAUUGGGCGAUGAUGUGAAGGGUGGGAACAGAAAUUUUUGGGAACCUGAGGAAAACAUCAGUGUUCAGAGCGUUAGCACCGGUUGGGAAGGAGGCAGUAUUCUUGGAUUUUAGGCACGGAUAAAUCCUCAUGAUCAUCCAAUAUGUAUUUAGCAUUUUGAAACAAAAAAAAAAUGGAGGAGGCCAAUGCAUGAUGUUCUCCCAUGCAAUGUUACAUUGUUAUAACUAUGUUUGGUUUUGUUCGUAGUGUGUUGAAAUUUUAGGACUUUUGUCUGACCGGUUAAUGAAUGUACUGUCUAUAGCAAAUAUUCCAGAAAUUAUUAUAUCUGAUAUAAAAUACACAAAUCAAAAUAUUCCUACUUGAUUCUCCGCAA
Messenger RNA from Pichia membranifaciens NRRL Y-2026, 1409 nucleotides. RefSeq lists its product as hypothetical. The record is from RefSeq and is a predicted model, not a curated record. NCBI's taxonomy places the organism in Eukaryota, Fungi, Ascomycota, Pichiomycetes, Pichiales, Pichiaceae. Bases 58 to 1149 code for a protein of 363 amino acids. The transcript has a single exon.